AUGUCUGAAUACGGAUUUGUAAAAAUUGAAAGGGAUGUUGCAAAAGCAGUCCCAAACCCAAAACCACCUACCCCACAACUCAACACUGACUUGCCAAACUCCAAAGUCUCGCAAUAUAUUCUUGAAUAUGCACAAGAGAAAUUACCAACCAAGGUGCUUAACCACUCCUUGCGUGUGUAUUUGUAUUCGAGGGCUAUAAUCAAGGAUCAAUUCCCUGAUUGGAACCUUGAUGAUGAGGUGGUGUUUGUAACCAGCUUAUUGCACGACAUUGGAACUACCGACCAAAACAUGAAAGCUACAAAAAUGUCCUUCGAAUUUUAUGGUGGUUUGCUAUCCCGUGAUUUGGUGUUGAACCAAACUAAGAAUCAGGAUUACGCUGAAGCUGUUAGCGAAGCAAUCAUUAGGCACCAAGAUUUAGGAGAAAGCGGCUACAUUACUACCUUGGGGCUUAUAUUACAAAUUGCUACCACUUUGGACAACAUCGGUGCAAAUACCAACUUGAUCCAUCUCGAUACUUUAGAUGCCGUUAAUAAAAAGUAUGGUCGUGAAGGAUGGGCUACAUGCUUUGGUGGAGCUAUUGAUAACGAAAAUAAAUUAAAACCAUGGGGCCACACUAGUUCCUUGGGAGUGACCGAGUUUAGAGACAGUGUUUUGGGUAAUAAGGUAAAAUACGAGAAGUUGUAA
This is a messenger RNA of Lodderomyces parapsilosis, 684 nucleotides long. RefSeq names its product cyanamide hydratase. Lineage: Eukaryota; Fungi; Ascomycota; Pichiomycetes; Serinales; Debaryomycetaceae. The record is from RefSeq and is a predicted model, not a curated record. The transcript has a single exon. Bases 1 to 684 code for a protein of 227 amino acids.